Lytechinus variegatus (green sea urchin) is the source of this 5363-nucleotide messenger RNA. Its product is annotated as leucine-rich repeat-containing protein 4C-like. Gene Ontology annotation, molecular function: protein binding. Lineage: Eukaryota; Metazoa; Echinodermata; Echinoidea; Temnopleuroida; Toxopneustidae. Bases 623 to 3046 code for a protein of 807 amino acids. The transcript has 3 exons. The record is from RefSeq and is a predicted model, not a curated record.
UUCAUUGAAAAGGCUGGGCUCCAUGGGAGAAAGAGAAAAGGGUUGGGCAACAAAAGAAAGUGGUGGAAGAAUGCGGAAUCUAUUGUGAGAUGAUUGUUGGUGGUGUGCCAGUCAUAUUGACACAACCCUGGAUGUCUUUAACUGCAAGAGGACUAUCCUAACAGGUAGUUCUUACAGUGAUUCAGUUAAGACAUGAGCAGUUCUCAACAAUGAUGCAGUGAGAGCGAGAGGAUCGGUAUUUACUGGUGUGCAUCCUAUGGACCUGCUGCUUCAAGCAUGAAGCUCUUCCUUUUGAGUCCAUGAAGAAAAUCUGAAAGAACUUUUUUCUAUAUAUUUGGCACGAUACUUGACUGUCCGUUCAUCCAUCGAUUGUCCUUCAAAACUAGCGUGCUACUGUUUGGGGUGGUUUAAAACUGGGUGUGUGAAUUUUAUGGGCUACAUCUGUAGUGAAUUGAACAUCUGUGGGCUUGCUUUGUCAUAGUCCUUUUGUAAAUGAGAGUUGUUAAUAAACCACUUUUCUCGAUUCACUCUGCUGCUGUCCUUUGAGGAACGUAAGUGCCUGAUGUUUUUCAAAGAUUUGAAGACACCAUACAUUGACAUCGGAUAAAAAUUGAAUUCAACCAUGGGAGGCCAAGAAAGAUCUUCAAUCACAGCAUACCUUCAUCAAGUAUUGUUCGUCAGUGUGGUUUGUUACAGUGUAGUAUCCGCUCAAACUCCCCUUCCGACAGAGCCCCCAUCAUGUCCAAGUGGCUGCCAAUGUAAUUUUCAGACCCGGGUAGUUGACUGUCAGCGAGGAGGCUUCACCAGCAUACCAACUACCUAUCCAUCAUACACCAGAACACUUCUCCUCAGUGGUAAUAUUCUAAGAAAUAUUCUUGAGGACUCUUUUGUUGGUCUCUCGAACCUGGUAUCUUUGGACCUGAGCUCUUGUGAGAUAAGAACAAUUAGUCCGAGAGCAUUCAACGGUUUGGACAACCUUCACACCCUGAACCUUCAGCUGAAUCACAUGGAUACAUUACCUUAUGGAGCAUUUGAAGGGCUCACCAACCUCAGAGAGCUGUAUCUGCAGAGGAACCAGCUGCAGAUAUUACCUGGUGACGUGUUCAAUGAUACAAUUUUUCUCUCAGAAUUGGAUGUCGGUAAUAAUAGAAUUACUCAGAUACAUGCCAAUGCCUUCAGUGAUCUCUCGGUGCUGUGGGUUCUCAACCUGGCAUACAAUCAACUUGACAGCAUCCCUGAAAUGGCAUUGAAGAAUCUUACCAACUUGAAGCACUUACUCCUAUCUGGAAACCCUAUUUCUACCAUCCCGCCAAUGACCUUUAGCUCCCUCACUUAUCUAACUAUACUGUACCUUGAUAGCUUACAGCUGGAAUCGCUGGAGGUUGAUACAUUUUUUGGUCUGCAAUCGGUCACUAACAUUGACCUAUCAUACAACCAACUCCAAACUCUGGAUCCAUCAACAUUUCAACUUCUGACCUCAUUGAGUACUUUACUCCUUGCAGGGAACUCAUGGAACUGUGAAUGUUCCCUCUUACCCUUUGUCCAGUGGCUAAAGCAGAGUACAAUCAACUACUACAGUCCUCUUUGGUAUUGUACAAAUCCCAAUGAACUCAGGGGCACAGUUGUCUAUGGACUAGAGCAACACGACUUUGCAUGCGAGCCAAGCAUUACGAAUCCUCCUAUUGACACGACUGUUGUUUACAGGAACAGGGUAUUCUUUCAAUGUGUAGCAAGGGGAGAUCCAACUCCAGAAAUCCAGUGGUAUCAACCUGAUGGCACCAGAAUAACAGCGACAUCCAAUGAGGAAAAUAUGUACACUGCUGUGAAUGGCAUUGUGCUUGUAAUUCAAUUUGCUGACAAAGAACAUGUGGGUUCCUUUAACUGCACAGCUACUAAUGUGCAUGGCAGUGAUUCUGUAAAAUUUCAGGUUGACGUCACAGGUCUUCCUGAACCGGAAGUAACCACAAUCCCUGGAAGUAUAGUGAGUGAUGGUUCUUCAACCACUGUGGAAGCAUCCACAAGCACUUGCCUUAGUUAUACUUUGUCAAUCAUGGUGCAAUCUGUUGACGAAACAUCAAUUGCAGUUUCUUGGGUCCCUUUUACUGGUGAAAGAGAAAUCACAGGAUAUGUAGUACAGUCACACCUCUUUGGCGAUGAGCAAACAAAUUCAUAUUUCGUCAACAAAACAGAGGACAACUACGAAUUGAAGAACUUGAUUUCAAACACAGGUUACACCAUCUGUGCUUCUUUUCUCAUUAACCACUGUCCCCUUGUGGUACCAAGACGGCAAUGUAGAGAAGUGACCACCGCAGGCGUAAAUCCUACUAUAGCUGCAAUGCAAAGGAGACAUCGCCAAGAGAUUAUUGGUACAGUCCUGGCAUGCAUCCUAGGAACACUCCUCCUUAUGGCAACAAUUUUCUUUGUUCUCUGGAGAUAUAGGAAACCCAAGACAUACAAUCAAUAUGAUUUCAAAGGCAACAAGGACACAGCUGCUUUUGCAGGAAUCCCUGAAGAUGCUGAAGGAUUUGCUUCUGGUUCUCUUACACCUAACAAGUACGAAUUUCAAAAUGGAGCUUACAUCAAUGGAGGAAUGGAUAUUUCAAUGGGCACAAGCAGUGAUUACAGCAAAGACCCUACCGGAGCAAGCAUGAGCAAUGACACCACUGUGAUCCAACACUCAGUUGACGUGCACUCAGAUGUGGAACCUACAGCAGGCUACCACAGUGACAACCUAGCAUCCCAUGGGGAUGUGACAACGGACGCCACUACUGCCUCCUUGAAGUCUACAAAUUCAGUAGUGUCAGACGAUGGCUCGAGAGACACUCGAGAGCCAAAGGACAAAGCCUCUAAGGUGAAAAAAAGUCAAGCAUCUCUAAGCUCUGAUGAAGGUGUGGAGAAGGAUGGAGAGAUAGAAAUGACCGAUUUAAGAGAUGCACCACAUAGCAGUGGAGAUAUAAAUAUGGCAAAUGAAGACACAGAAUUGGUUUGGAAAGAAAUUGUAGUUCUUCCUCCCGACCUUAGUAUCACGACAACCUAUGUGGACUGAUGGUAAAAAGUUCAUCUGAAAUAAACAGAUAUAUUUAUUUUUGUUUGCUCCAUGACAAGCCCAGUGCUUUAUAGCAUACGGCUAGUUAUUAAACUAAUGUAUACUAUUCCAUUGGUGGUAGAGUCACGGUUACCAUCAAAAAGAUUUGUCCAUCUUAGCACGGUUCCAUUUCAUGACAUUAUACAAUAUAUCAUAUUUUAUACCUUAUAGUUGCACUAUCUGGGGCUCAUACAAUAUACAGUUGCAUUUAAACAAAACUAAAAAAAAUAUCAAGCCCAAGUCCCUAAUACACAUGUUUCAUUGGUCAGAAAUUUUGUUGCCUCUGAUUUUUAGAGUUGCUUUUGAUCGCAACUGUUCUUGCAAUGGACCCCUACAUUAAGACAUUAUAAAAAUGCUUGAAUAGAUGUCAUCACCAAUUAUCUAAAUGAAAUUGAAGCUUGCACAAAACUAUGAAGCAAGAUAAUAAACACAUUUUGAAUUAAAAUCUCAAAUUCUGUUAAGUGCACAAUGAUCAUAAAAAGGCUAAACUAGGUGCUGUAACAUAAAGAGAUGCAAUUAAUUGUAGGCCUACUAUUCAUUGUAAAUGUACGUCUGUGAGAAUAAACCAUGUGUGGAUAGUUACAAUCAAUAUCAAAUAUUAAUUUCAUCUCUUUAUGGAACAAGGACCAGGUGGGUGUUUCAUAAAGCUGUUCGUAAGUUAAGAGUGACUUUAAGAACGACUGGUGAUCCUUUCUUGUGGUAAAUGGUUUAUUCAUUGCCGAUGGUUAAGCACGUAAGAAAGGUUCACCAGUCCUUCUUAAAGUCGCUCUUAACUUACGGACAGCUUUUACGAAACGGCCCCCUGGGGUGUUUCACAAAGAUUUAAGUAUGACUUACAGUCGCACUUGAAUGCCAAGGUAUAUGGUAUGCACAAUCUUAAUUGAUUAAUAAUUAAUAUGCAUUAUUAGUGCGCGUCCUCUGAGUAUGAUCUGACAAUGAAUGUCACUGAACAUACAAACAAAAAAUUGUUUAAAAAAGGCUGAUUGCAACAUAGAUGCAGUGUAAGAUAUUCGCACCCAAACGGAGGCCUACAUGUACAUUUAUGUCUACAAAAGUCUAUUUUCAUAAUUGCCUUCUUGUGCAAAUCAAGGCCAUUUACACAAGUAAUAGAAUACUCAUGUUUACAAAGUAUACAGUACUUCUUUGGGAAGAAAGAAAUAUUUUUAGUGGGUCAAGAUCUUUUCUUGAAAUGAGAAAAAUACUUUGACUUUAAUGUUUCACAAUCAUUAAUACUCUUUCUGGUAAAACAAAAUAGAUCUUUAGAAUGUAUCAUUUAGAUACCACUUUUUCCUUAAAUUACAAAUAACAAACUAAAACAAAAUAAUUUAUACAAUGUUUGAAGGUUAGCAUCUCUUUUAAGUUUUUAUCACCAUUCAUAAAUCACUUUCUACAUAUACGUUACUGUAACAAGGGUAAUAAUUAUAUAAGUUUCAUUUCAUUAAAGGUAAAGCUGGUUCUUAUCACUAUAGGAGAGGCAUACUAACUCACUAUACAUUUUCAUUUCACUCAAUGUGUCGUGUACAUGCAUAUCCUAUUGAGCACACAUAUUUCAUUAACUUUCCCUUUACAUUUCAGAUACUAGUAUAUGAUUUAUGUGGUGUUAAAUCAUGGACCUAUCCACGGAGGAUUAUCUAUUGUUACUGGGGGUGCUGUGACAAUGGUCAGCACCCCCAGUAACAAUAGAAUAAUCCUCCCUGGAUAGGUCCAUGUGUUAAAUGGCAUUUUAAAGGGAUGGUCGCACUGUGGAAAAGUAUAUAAAAAUCCAUUGUUUUUAAGUUCUUGUCAUGUUAAGAAGGACAUCAUCGUAAAGAGGUUAACUGUGCAGGACAAACAAAAUAUCUCAAAAAAUAGCUGAAAUGUUCAGGCCUUAUGAUUUUAGUUCCAUACAUGUGUUGAAUUGCAUGUUCAGUAACUUAGAGCAAAAUAGAGAUAAAGCUGUUCAUCUUGGUGUUCCAAACUCUUUAAUCCUAUGAAAUUUUGAAGCCUGGCUAAAACUUUGAUUUAAUAAGCAUCAAUAAUGUGAAUAUGUUCCAGAAUCAUCUACCACGCCAAUCUUACAGAAGCGUAUUAGCCAAUGAAUCUUUUUCAACUGGCACUUCUCUGUGAAAAUUCAAACAUUCAAUUCUAUAUCUCAUGCUCGCUCUCAGAAAUCUUCUAAUAAUUUCAUUAAAGGCUUUGAGGGCACUUAUCUUUUUUUUAUGUCAUCACAAAUUGACACAAAAUAUAAUGCACAUAGAUUUUAUAUUUAAUUUUGAUCAGGCACUUUAACAAAAUAUAU